CACGCACGCGCACUUGGGCGGGAGCGCGGAGAGAAAUGAGAGAAAUGGAUUAAAUUCUUUUAUAAACUGAUGGCGAGUAUGAAUUGGCAGUAAUGCACCGAGCCCGGGAUCAUUCCUCUCCUGUCCAGCUCCUCCACAUCUUUAUCCUCUCACUGGGUGUGUUGGUGUGUCAUGGAGAUGAUGGAUCCUGUCAUGGAGCGUUUGAUCUUUAUUUUGUAUUGGACAGGUCCGGGAGUGUCGCGCUCAACUGGCAGGAGAUUUACGAAUUUGUGGAGCAGCUAACUAAUCGUUUUGUAAGUCCAAAGAUGAGAGUUUCGUUCAUAGUGUUUUCCUCUAGUGCAGAUGUGAUUCUACCGCUCACUGAAGACAGGGCUGCAAUAGACGAGGGUUUGGAGAGCUUAAGCAAGAUCAGACCUGCUGGUGACACCUACAUGCAUGAGGGGUUUAUUCAGGCUCUGGAGCAAAUGAAGGCUCAAGUCAAAAAAGCACCAAGCAUCAUAAUUGCACUGACAGAUGGGAAAUUAGACCUGUACAUACAUACAUUAACAGUGAUGCAGGCUGGUCUUGCGAGACAGUUUGGUGCCCGUGUGUACUGUGUAGGCGUGACUGACUUUGAUGUCGAGCAACUUGUUGAUAUUGCAGACAGCAGAGAUCAGGUGUUUCCUGUGGUGGAAGGAUUUCAGGCGCUCAAGUCAAUAGUCAAUUCUGUGAGACAAAAAUGUUUACAGUACUACCCAUUAAGCUAUGACGUGAUUGUCUGUGCAUGUGUCCAUAUAAAUAAUUAUAAUGAAUGUUAUUUACAGAUUUUAAAGAAGUCCUGCAUUGAAAUUUUUAACAUCGAGCCGUCCACUGUGUGUGUGAAUGAAUCAUUUAAUGUUGUGCUCAGAGGGCGUGGCUUCGGUCAGGGACAGAGCGUGGAUUAUGUUGUCUGCACAUUCUCUGUCAAUCAACAGGAAACAUACAAUGAGAGAGCGAGUGUGGUGAAGGACGAUUAUGUGCUGUGUCCUGGUCCACUGUUGACUGAAGUUGGACACUCUAUUGAAGUGUUGAUUAGUUUUAAUAAUGGCCAUUCCUACAUUUCAAGUCCCAUCACGAUACAAGCUACCACAUGUUCUAAUGGGCUGGUGGUGCUUCUGGUUGUUCUGGUUCUGCUGCUGCUUGUGGCUCUGGCUCUGUUCUGGUGGUUCUGGCCGCUCUGCUGUACUGUGGUCAUUAAGGAUCCUCCACCCUCUCGACCUCCUCCUCCUCGUCCAGUUCCUGAACCAGAGGAGGAUCCACUUCAGAAGAAAAAGUGGCCAACUGUGGAUGCAUCCUACUACGGAGGCAGAGGGGUUGGUGGCAUAAAACGGAUGGAGGUUCGUUGGGGUGACAAAGGUUCCACAGAUGAAGGAUCUCGACUGGAAAAAGCCAAAAACGCUGUGGUUACAAUGCCAGAGGAAGUAGACGAGCCGAUAAUAAAAGUUCCUCGUAGACCACCACCUCCCCAUCCUCCUCCUCCUCCAAACAAAUGGUACACCCCGAUUAAGGGCCGCUUUGAUGCUUUAGUGGCUUUACUACGCCGCCAGUAUGAUCGUGUUGCUGUUAUGCGACCCACAGCAAAUGACAAGGGGCGCUGCAUCAAAUUCACCAGGAUUCAGAGCCAGUAGUGAAACCACUACUCUUUUUAAAUGCAUGUUUUUAAAUUGGUACACGUUUGUAUAAAUUAUGUUCUGUCAUUAGAGAAAGUUUAAAUUAGUUUAUUUUAUAUUUUGUGUACAUUUUAAAAUUUUGUAAUUUUUUAAACAAUGCCAGUUUUUUAUUUUGAUUUGUUUGUGUGCAAGAGAAAGCUAUAGCAAUGCAUACUCACACCAUUACUAAGAAAAACAAUAAGUAUGCUUUUUUAGAUGUGCAGAAGUUCCCUGUAUACAACAUGUAAACAAGAAAAUCAACAAAGCAUUCAAAUGUUCAGGGAUAUUCAAACUCUUGCAUUAGACUGUACAUGUGGUAAUAAUUUGCUAAACAUGCAGGACCACUGUGCUACUAGAUUUUCUGUAUGCAAAAGCUGGGCGGCACGGUGGCUCGGUGGGUAGCACUGUCGCCUCACAGCAAGGGUUUGAUCCCCAGGUGGGGCGGACCAGGUCCUUUCUGUGUGGAGUUUGCAUGUUCUCCCUGUGUCUGCGUGGGUUUCCUCCGGGAGCUCCGGUUUCCUCCCGCAGUCCUAAAACAUGCAAGUGAGGUGAAUUGAAGAUACAAAAUUGCCCAUGACUGUGUUUGACGUUAAAACUUGUGAACUGAUGAAUAUUGUGUAACGAGUAACUACCGUUCCUGUCAUGAAUGUAAAACAUGGCAUUAAAAUCCUAAUAAAUAAAUAAAUGUAAAACAUAGAAAUGUUCAGGGAUAUUCAAACUCUUGCAUUAGACUGUAUAUGUGGUAAUAAUUUAUUAAACAUGCAGGACCACUGUGUUACUAGAUUUCUCUAUGCAAAAUUGAAAAUGGAAAAUGGACAAAACACAAAUGUAUUACAGUAGAAUAGUGUUAUAAUUCUAAUCUGAUGUCACACUACAAAACAAUUGCUAAAUUUCUCUACUACUGUUAAAUAAAGGAUUUUCUGUGUGUA
This is a messenger RNA of Trichomycterus rosablanca, 2596 nucleotides long. It is a transcript of the gene antxr2b, whose product is annotated as ANTXR cell adhesion molecule 2b. The coding region runs from base 93 to 1646 and encodes 517 amino acids. Lineage: Eukaryota; Metazoa; Chordata; Actinopteri; Siluriformes; Trichomycteridae. The transcript has 17 exons. The record is from RefSeq and is a predicted model, not a curated record. Gene Ontology annotation, cellular component: cell surface; plasma membrane. Gene Ontology annotation, molecular function: transmembrane signaling receptor activity.